CCUUUCUAUUGAAAUAUUACAAGUAAACAUAUAAUUUUGUCACAUUAGACAGACAGAUGACCCACAAAAUGGUUAGGUUUUACACUUUUUUUUUUCCUUAGUAUUAAUGACUGAACCACUACACAGUAAUCAAAAGAAUACAAAAAGAAGUAGGAACUUGGCGACUUGCUAGUUAGUUGAAUAAUUGUACUCUCUCCGACCAAGAUGCUAUCCUAUUUCCUUGGUAAUACGAGUCGAGCAAACGACUCCUCUGUUCAUAGGACGGGGGGACCUGCCAGAGUCCGGUUCCCACUCGUUUUCUAAACUCUCAAAAUCUUGACCAGGAGGCAGGAGGGGUCCCUUCUCAUCCUAUCCUCUCCUCUCUCUAGAAGCCCCCCCAAGUUGACUGCAGAGCUCAGUCCUCCCCCCGAAAAAAAAAGAUUCCCCAGUUUUGGCCUGCACAUGCACUGCCCCAGAACAAAACCCCUACCAAAACCACCAAAUUCUUCCUCCUUUCCCUUUCCUUUCCUCUCUGAUGCCAAAGAGCACCAGAGAAAUCCGGAUGUUCUUGCCUUUUAAUUUAACAACUCCCACAUCCCUUUUUCUUCCCAUUUUCUUUAAUUAUCUGCUAAACUCCCCCCCCACCCUUCCCUUUUUCUGAUUAAACUAUACAAACACAACCUCUCUUUCUCUAUUUAGUAGUCCUCCCUGUUCACUUCUCUUCGAACCCACAAACAGGAACUUCCUUGGGCUCUGAUAUUUUCUUUCUUGAUCUUCUUUGAGGUUUUGUUUCGCCAUGUCUUCCAUAUCACAGGGUUUGGUCUUGGCCACAGCCAUGGUUAUCUCUAGCACCGCUCUCUUUCUUGCUUAUUGUAGGCAAAAAUCUUUCACACCAACCCAACUUUCGGAUACUCAAAAUUCCCAGCAGCCGGAAAAGCAAGUAGUUCUACGCUCUUGCUUAUAUUCAGACGAAAGGAGAAGGGAUAAAAAGAAGAAGAAGAAAGUGCAAUUUGCUGAAAAUGCGAAGGAUCCGAGUGGGAAUGGCGAGGAAUACAGGAAGGAGCACAUGAAACGGAGCGAAGUUGAAAUGGGUUGCAGAAGCGAGCUCCGGAGAAUGAGUGGAAUGCCGGACAAUCGGGUUGCAUUGUACAAUGGGAUUCUCAAGGAGCGUGUGCAAAAAAUGCAGUGCUCAUAUUGAGGAGUUGUAAUAUUCUUGGCUUUUCUGGGUUUGCUCAGAAGAAGAAAAAUCUUGUAUUUCUCGUUUCUGUGGUUGGAAAUACUUGGCUCUGCUUCAUCAAA
This is a messenger RNA of Juglans regia (Persian walnut), 1278 nucleotides long. RefSeq lists its product as uncharacterized. The coding region runs from base 776 to 1177 and encodes 133 amino acids. The transcript is spliced from 2 exons. The record is from RefSeq and is a predicted model, not a curated record. Lineage: Eukaryota; Viridiplantae; Streptophyta; Magnoliopsida; Fagales; Juglandaceae.